AAACUAAUUUUAGAGUCUAAGUUAGCUCAAAAUUAACGUUUUUAACGCACGUACAAACAAACUAAAGAUCAAAUCAAUAGAGAGAGCUGUAAAAUUUUCAAGCACAAUCAGAAUUUAUUUAAACAAAAUAAAAAUGUAGCAGUAAUACAACUUCACCCAACUGGCUUUAGUAACAUUCAAGAUGUUUCUUAACACUUAAACCUUUCAUUUUUCAUUUUUCCAAACCUACAAUUCUGUAGACCUUCCCUGCCCAUUCCACAGGACCCUUUAAACUUUUGCACCAACCAACAAGUAGAAGAGUAAAGACUAAAUUCAAGUUUGAAUGGAGAAUCAGUUGGGUAUUCUUAGAAUUCGUGUAAUUAGAGGCAUUAAUUUGGCCAUUAGAGACUUGAGAAGCAGUGAUCCUUAUGUUGUUGUUAGGAUGGGCAAACAGAAAUUGAAGACUCGAGUGGUGAAGAAGAGUGUAAAUCCCGAAUGGAAUGAAGACUUAACGCUAUGUGUUGCUGAACCUAUUCUCCCUAUCAAGCUGCAAGUUUAUGACAAGGAUACAUUUUCUCGUGAUGAUAAAAUGGGCGAUGCAGAGCUUGACAUUGUACCAUUUAUAGAUGCAAUAAGGAUGACGCGCUUUAAGAACAUUCCAAAUGGAAUCAUAAUUUCAAGAAUAAUUCCAAGCAGGAAAAAUUGUUAUUCUGAAGAAAGCUGUAUUGUCUAUGAAAAUGGCAAGGUUGGCCAAAAUGCAUUUGUUAGGUUAACGAAUGUUGAAUGUGGUGAAAUAGAGCUCCGGUUGCAAUGGAUAGACAUUCCUGGUUCCAAGAAUCUAUAGCUAAUUCUAUUAUAUUCCAGCUAUUGUGGCCAUUAUGGACAUUAUGCUUGCUGUUCUUUUUGGAAUUUUUAAUGGCCGGCCUUGUAUUUUAUACUUUUCUAUAUAGAUAUUGAUGUUCAAUGAAUUGAACUUGUCAUUUUGUUGUUGCUA
This is a messenger RNA of Capsicum annuum, 973 nucleotides long. RefSeq names its product protein C2-DOMAIN ABA-RELATED 1-like. The coding region runs from base 323 to 823 and encodes 166 amino acids. The record is from RefSeq and is a predicted model, not a curated record. Lineage: Eukaryota; Viridiplantae; Streptophyta; Magnoliopsida; Solanales; Solanaceae. The transcript is spliced from 3 exons.